Entelurus aequoreus (snake pipefish) is the source of this 1333-nucleotide messenger RNA. RefSeq lists its product as uncharacterized. Gene Ontology annotation, molecular function: protein dimerization activity. The record is from RefSeq and is a predicted model, not a curated record. The transcript has 5 exons. NCBI's taxonomy places the organism in Eukaryota, Metazoa, Chordata, Actinopteri, Syngnathiformes, Syngnathidae. The coding region runs from base 1 to 696 and encodes 231 amino acids.
AUGGAAGAGUUUGGGAACAACAGCAUCUCAGCCUCCAAGUGUGGCUCAGGAAGCAGACUGUCUAGAAACUGGAGGGUGUACCGCCACAGUCAAACUCCACACCUGCCACUAUUCCCAAAGUGGAUUGCGCGCCGGCGGAUACCAGCGUUUGACACCAGAAACGAGAGCCCGUUUGGGGCUUGCCUCCCUGCUUCACCGGGUUUGGGUGAACUACGUCAUUCGUGUGCGCGGAGAAAGAUACAGUCCGCCAACGGAAGUGGAUACUUCGUCACAACAUCCGGUUUUGAUGAUGACAGCCAGAGUCCACCUGCUGUGAAGAAGAAGAGGACUCCCUGCUUGGAUGACCUGUUUCCAGCAGAGGACGAUAGUGAACUGCAGCCCAUGAAACAGAGGAGCAUCCCAGACAGAGUAGACCAGGAAAUACAGGUGUACAGAGGCCUUCCUCGCACCAACAUGCAGGCCAACACUGCCAUUUGGUGGUUUGGUAAGAGAGACACUCUGCCCCUCCUAUAUGAUCUUGCUCAAACAUAUCUGUGUGUCCAAGCUAGUUCUACGCCAAGUGAACGUGUUUUUUCGACCGCUGGUGACACGAUUAGCGAAGAGCGGGUCAGACUUAACCCAGAAAAAGCAGAAUUGUUGAUUGAUGACUGUUGCGUUCUUAGUGUCAUAGUGUGUGUAGUUAGUAUGUUCCAAUAGCUGUAGUUAGUAUGUUCCAAUAGCUGUAGUUAGUAUGUUCCAAUAGCACCAGAAGUGCACUUUUUAGAGAGCUGUAUUAUUUUCAGUUUUGUGCCCAAGGGAAUUAUUUUAUUUAACACUAUAUUAUUAUUUAUACACCUAUAGUGUUCACAGAGACAGGUUAUUUUUGUGUUACUGUAUAUAUUUGUUUUUCUGAAAAAUCCCACUUAAUAUACUUUGGGUAACAACAGUCAAUAUUUAUUUAUUUUUUUUUUUUUUUUUAGGGGGGUAACAGUCAAUAUUUAUUUAUUUAUUAGAUUUUAUUUUUUUCUUGUAUAAUAAAAGUGAGCUUUUGUUAAACCAAAUAUUGUGUGUUUUUUUCCAUAUACAACAACCUAUCUGGAUUCGAUAAGAGAAUCAAUAAGAGAAUCGAUAAGGAAUCGGUUUGAUAAGAGGAUUCGAUAAUGGGCUCAAACUCGAUAAUUUCUUAUCAAACAUCAUCCCUAGUCACGAGCAACAAAGGUAUUGGAAUAUGGCACUCUUUGUGAAUUGCUGUACCAAGGGAUUUCGGUCGGUGUCUAUAAAAGUACCGAAUUUGGUACUCACCCCUAUAGUAUAUCACAUACUACAUUAAAGAGUGGGACAGGAGGACACAAAU